UUUCUCUUUCCGGCCGUGCGGGGGUAGCGAUGGCGUCGCGCAAGGAGGGCCUGGGCGCUGCCGGCGGCGGCUUCGGCACCAGCAAGGGCAAGGGCAAAGCCGCGGCUGCGGGAGACUCGGCCGUCAAGCAAGUGCAGAUCGACGGGCUGGUUGUGUUAAAGAUCAUUAAACAUUACCAAGAAGAAGGACAAGGGAAUGAAGUGGUCCAAGGAGUGCUGCUGGGUCUUGUGGUGGAUGACAGACUUGAAAUCACAAAUUGCUUCCCUUUUCCUCAGCAUACAGAAGAUGAUGCAGACUUUGAUGAAGUUCAAUACCAGAUGGAAAUGAUGCGAAGCCUCCGCCACGUAAACAUUGAUCAUCUUCACGUUGGCUGGUACCAGUCCACGUACUAUGGCUCUUUUGUCACUCGUGCCCUCCUGGACUCCCAGUUCAGCUACCAGCACGCAAUUGAGGAGUCUGUAGUUCUCAUUUACGUGACAGAAUGGCUUUUAAAUUUUAAAACUUCUUUUUUAAUAGAAAAUUUAAUCUUUCAUGAAUGUUUCUUGUAUUUCAGUAAUCACCUUGGGAAGAGUCUGCAGCUACUGAUGGACAGAGUGGAUGAGAUGAGCCAAGACAUUGUUAAAUACAAUACUUACCUGAGGAAUGUAAGCAAACAGCAGCAGCAGAAACAUCAGUACCAGCAGAGACGUCAGCAAGAAAAUAUACAGCGUCAAAGUCGAGGAGAACCCCCUCUUCCUGAGGAGGACAUCAAUAAACUGUUCAAACCACCACAGCCACCUCCAAGAAUGGAGUCACUCCUUAUUGCAGGUCAAAUUAAUACCUACUGCCAGAAUAUUAAGGAGUUUAAUGCACAGAACCUGGGCAAGCUUUUCAUGGCUCAGGCUCUCCAGGAUUACAACAACUGAAGAAACUUUACUGUAGCCCUCAACAGGAAAAGUUAUUUACGACUUUACACUGUUCAUGAUCAUCUUGAAAAUUUAUUAAAUUGGGAAGAGAGUCUUAUAAAACAGAGUCACUUUGGUUUGUGUAGAAUUCUCAUGUAAGAAAAAUAAAGGCAAAUUUUAAUGAUA
Messenger RNA from Lepidothrix coronata (blue-crowned manakin), 1070 nucleotides. It is a transcript of the gene EIF3H, whose product is annotated as eukaryotic translation initiation factor 3 subunit H. Gene Ontology annotation, molecular function: protein binding; metallopeptidase activity; translation initiation factor activity. The record is from RefSeq and is a predicted model, not a curated record. Bases 30 to 905 code for a protein of 291 amino acids. Gene Ontology annotation, cellular component: eukaryotic 43S preinitiation complex; cytoplasm; cytosol. The transcript has 6 exons. NCBI's taxonomy places the organism in Eukaryota, Metazoa, Chordata, Aves, Passeriformes, Pipridae.